Messenger RNA from Musca domestica (house fly), 5283 nucleotides. Its product is annotated as cytokine receptor-like. NCBI's taxonomy places the organism in Eukaryota, Metazoa, Arthropoda, Insecta, Diptera, Muscidae. The record is from RefSeq and is a predicted model, not a curated record. Gene Ontology annotation, cellular component: neuron projection. The transcript has 13 exons. Gene Ontology annotation, biological process: axon guidance. Gene Ontology annotation, molecular function: protein binding; transmembrane-ephrin receptor activity. Bases 707 to 4540 code for a protein of 1277 amino acids.
AUGGUUUUUACACUUUUACACGGCGGUGGAGUUCUCUGCGGAUAGUUUUUCUUUAUUUUUUUCCAAAAAAAAAAAAAAAAACUUACAUAGUUGAACAAUAAAAUAAUAUAAAUACUUAUUAAGAAAAGCAUUAACAACAAGUGAAGAAAAUAAAAAUUACCAAUAGCCUGUUACGAGGGCUGAAAAUACAAAACGAAAACUAAGUUUUGCUGGUGCCCAACGCACGACAAACAUAUCAAGUGUUUUUUUUUUUCUGUUUUGUACAAAUUAAUGUUAUGCCGUGUGUUUUGUUGGCUAGAAUAGAGGCAUAGGGAGAGAGAAAAAUAAAAGUGAAUUGUUUUCGGAACACAACAUUUCUGACGAACCAAAUGAAAAACAACCCAAUCUAUUUUUAUCUGAAAGUUAAAGAAAGCGACGGCAGUGGUGUGUGUAAAUCAAUUUUCUUCGAACAGUGUUCUAAUUAAUUGGUUGAUGGUGCCAACUCUGGAAUAAAUCGUUUUAUGCCAUUGUGUGGAUGGAGUAGUGGGUGCUCUAGCACUUAAUUUGAACUCUUUCCAUGUACAUACAUACAAAAUAAAUAGUAUUAUGCCCCUGUAAAAAUAAACGUUAGAAAGGAAGGAUCGCUCUACAUUGCAUUGGAGCAACGGAGAACUGCAGUUGAGUGCAUUGUGCGACGAUAGGACGGGACGAAUAGCAGCCAUCAAUUAUGAAUGCGAGAUCAUCGUCAUGGCUACAGAUAUUGUUCAUCGUGCUCUACAUCAUUCUGCCAUGUAUCCAUUGUGCUAUGCACAAUUCUCCAGGCGAAACCCAACCGCCCAGAGUCGAGAUAAAAAUCAACAGCAAUACAAAUAUAACAUGUCGCAUGAAUUUAAUGAAGUUUGGCAAUAAAGUCAAUAGCUCAUCGUUGUAUUUCGUUGAAGAGGAUACGGGAAAGAGAGUGCCAGAAACGGAUAUAGAGAUUAUAAAUGAAACCACAAUUACAUACAUGUUACGAAAUGCCAGAGAACAAGAUCGUAAUUAUGUGUGUAAAAGUGAUGGAAUGGGUAUUGGCGUCACACACGUAUCAGUUGGUACGGCCCCUUUGGACGUUACAGACUUCAAGUGUCGAGGAUAUGACUACACAUAUAUGAUGUGCAACUUUACCAUACCACACAAUGUUAUACUAACAAAAUAUAGUCUAAACUAUACAGCUCAAUCGGCGUUAUAUCGCACUUAUUACAUGGACCAAAGCGGAAAACGUGUUUAUCGUACAAUUUAUUCACAGAACUACAUGUACACAUGUCCUCUGGAAAUCCAAGAGAGGCAGGCAAUAUGUAAUUUAACACUGGAUCAGAAUAAAUAUCGGACAACUCAUGAAUUCUUCAACUUUACGUUGAGGGGUGAGAAUGGCGUGGGCACAAAUGUACAAAGUUUUUGGAUCAAUAAUUAUGAAAGCGUAAUUCCACCACGGCCAGAGUACACCUUUGAGGACAUAACAUGUCAUUCGGCCGUUAUCAAAUGGCAUAACAAUAAAUAUAGCUAUUACAAGGCAAAAGGUUUACAGUAUGACAUUCGUCUGCGGCCCAAAGACAGUGAUAUCGAUUGGAUGAGCCAUUCCAAUUAUGAGAUACGACAGAAGCAGUCUGAAUAUAAGAUAAUUUUGCGCGAUAUUCCCUUCGCCUAUGUCUGGUAUGAGCUAAGCGUUCGAGUCCGUGUUAAAAAGUCGGCGCGAUUUGACGAUUCUUACUGGAGUGAACCGUAUAUUCAACAAUUUCGUACAGCGCCAUGUCCCCCGGAUGCUGCGCCACUGACAGACAGUGGCAGCUUUUACAUUGUUCCUACACAAACGCAAGUGCGCCUCUAUUGGCAUCAAUUACCAGAAUAUAAAAUGAAUGGUCCCAACUUUACGUACGUGAUUGAACAAGUUAAAAUUGACGGUGUCGAAGUUUCAAUGGAGCCUCUAGAAAUGGAUUUCAUUUCUGCCAAAUUUCCCUGGCAUCGCCAGCACCGUUAUGAAUUUCGUAUAAAAAGUCGUAACUCUGAAGGUGAUUCGCCAGACAGUAACAUCAUAAAUAUUCCUGUCUGGUCAAAGCAUAAUGCAAGUUUAACAUCGCCGGAGUGGAUAAAAAAUGUCUACGAUUCCACAAACCGUACAUACACUCUAACAUGGGGCCCCCCUAAAAAGCAGCAGGGUUUAGUAGACUACACCGUAUUUUGGUGUCAAUCAAAGAAGGCAACACAGGAUGAGUGUAAAGGUACUAUAAAUUUUGCCCAUGUUAGUCGAAAUUCUACUCAGUUCAUUGUUACACCACAAAAAGAGGAUCAGAGCCUGAAUUUAGCUGUAUCUGCAAAUUAUCGUGACUUUAACACGGGCAUGCAUUGGAUGUGUGCAGCUGAUAGAACAGCCGAUCUUGGAAAAAUGGAACCUGAAGUCAUGUCAGUUUCAUCUCGCUCUAUAACUAUUCAACUGAGAUCUGAUCAUAUAUGUACGUCAUUGCUGGAAGGCUAUAACAUAACGUAUUGUCGUGUACAUCGCCAGCAUAAUAAUGCUGGUGAAAAGGCUGCCUGUGCAGAUAAGCCCAUAACUCGCACUAUACUUGGAACAGCCAAAAAGUUUGUAAUUGAAAAUUUAAAGCCUUUUUCCGUGUAUAAAAUUGAAUUGCUUGUCUUCUCAAAAUUGAAAAUUGGCAAAAUGAGUGAUCCUUUAAUUGUGCACACCAAAGAGGAAGCUCCCUCCAAGCCUUUGCAAUUGCGAGCUCACAACGUAACUAGUAGUUCGGCCGUUUUAACAUGGCUGUCACCAGAACACCAUAAUGGAAUCCUAACAAAAUAUAGAAUAGAAUACAACAAUGAGAAUCACAUUAUCGAUUGUAAGGCCGAAGAGGUUUGUACCAAAAAGGAAAUGACAUUUACGUUAGAGAAUUUGAGUAGCUUCACCAAUUAUAAAGUUUACAUAGUAGCCUAUACGAAUGCUGCCCCUUCAGAGCAUAGUAAUGACAUUAAUGUCAAAACCUUGGUGGGAAUUCCAUCGAACCCAAGUCACAUAACAGAAUCGCAGAAUAUUUUGCAAUGGUCUAAACCUGAGGUUCCGUCAGGUCGGGUAGAGUUCUAUCAGGUGGCGAUAAUGGUUUGGUAUAAGAAUGAGAUACAACGUCAAUAUAUAUCAAAUGUGGCCAACACUACAUGCAAGUUUAAUUUGCCAGUGUGUAGAGAUUCAGACCAACGUUUUACAAUCCAAGUGAGGGCAGUUAAUGUGGCCCUACGUGAAACAGAAAUUGAUCAAUACAUAUUCGCUGCGAAGAAUCCAAUGGACUCUGAGGACGACUUGGUACAUGACAAUGCAUAUUUUAACGAUAAUGAUGAUUUAAAGUGUGAAGAUAGUGGAAUGACGGAAGAGAAGGAGAGAAUGAUACGCAAAUAUAGUGAUCAGGAAAAAUAUGUGCUGUACAAAUCAGUAUGGGAGAAGGCGCCUGUCACUAACUGUUCUGAUUCCAAAAUGAGUCGUAUAACGAUGUUGGCCUUGUUGGUUGUUGUUUCUUCCUUGGGUGUUAUAGCAGCAUUUUACGUUGCCCACAAUAAAUAUCAAAAAAUGGUCAAUAUAACAUGUGCACUACCACCGGGGCUGGAGGCGUAUCCAACGAAAAAUGACGGAACCGAUUUUCGCCGUAACAAGGAUUUCUUUAAUAUAGAAAGUCGUCAUUUGCUAUCUUCAAUAAGCAACGAUUUUAGUAACAUAUGUCAGAAUGGACAUCAUGUUAAUGUCGAUGAAGGAGGCAUCGACGGCUUAACAACUGGUUCGUUAGAUAAAAGUAGUGGCUACAUUGGUUCUAACAAUUCGACUCAAUAUUACGACGUAGACGCAGUUAGGGUUGCUGGCCGUGACAGUGACAUAGUAGAUCCAGUGUCUACAGUUGAUGAUGCUUAUAUGGUAAUGGAACGUUUGAAACCAACAGAUUGCAAUUUAACUUCUUCGAACAGUACACUGGACAAAAUGUUGUUGCAGACAGAAAGCAAUAGUGGAUACGUGCAGUCCAAUCUUUUGACAUUGAAUGGAAAACCAAACCCUGCUUUGCCUCCUUCAUUCAUACCAACCGAAAAUGGAUAUAUAAAACAAGUCUCUACAUUGAAUAGCUUACCAACAGAUCAUGGUGCUAAUGCACAAGUUAUUCCGUCACAAAAUGGCUAUGUAAAGCUACAUGAUAUUUGUAAUUUAUCAACACCAAAGUUUGCAAUGACAGCGGCAGAUGUGGCAACACCUCAAAUGUCCAUAAUGCACACAGUUCCUACAACAACAAUGUGUAACAUACCCGUAAACAGUACGGGCUAUGUUGCCCCGCAUUUGCUGCAAAAGAAUUUGAUACAGCCUCCUGCUACAAAUGGUUACACCACCCCAGAAGCACUUGGUAAAACUAUGGGUCUCAACCAUUUAUCACAGGCUAUGAUUGGAGGAGGGGGAAAUGAUGGCGGCGGGAGACUAGCCAAUAUGAUACCGCCCAUUUCCGGCUAUGUUACACGGGAUGAGCUGCGAACGGCAUUCAGCCAGCAAUCGCAGUUUAACUAGAGUCUCCAAAACUUCACCCGCACUGUUCUCCAAUUUGUUUUCUACAUUUUAAAUACUUUUGUACAAAAUGAGAUUUUAUUUAGCAAUGUAAAACUAUACCUAAGAUAUCAUUCAAACACACCAUUUAUCACUUCAUCUAUAUACAUUUAAUUUUAAAGCAUUGUACAAUCUAAUCAUAGUUAACAUUUCACACAUUUCAUUCACACUCGCCUAUAUAUGAGUUCAUAUAUAAACUUCUAUUUGUUGUAUAUUGUAACUAUUUUUAUUAUUAGCAAUUGUAAGUGAAAAUCUGUGCUUUACUGGAUUUUAAUUAAUAUUAUUAUUAUUAUUUAAUUUUAAGUUUGUUUAAAUGAAAAAUGUGUACCGUAUUAAAACACAAAUAUUGUAGCGCCUCAAAUUGAGUAGAUAAUGCCUAUGUUAGGCCACUUUGCAACUAUUUGGUUUAUUCACACACAAACAUAUAUACAUAUUUUAUUUUUGCAUAUUAAGUAACAUGUGUAUUAUUAUUUUUAAUAUUUAGCUUUAAAAUCAAAAGCAACAAAGCAAACAAAACGCGUUUAACCUUGUGGCCUUAAAACAAACAAUAUUUUGUAUAACGAAAUAAAUAUUUAACAAACGUAGAAACAUUUGCACUUAAUGGAAAUAAUUUCCCCUUUCAGUACUUAAUAUAGAACUAUUAAUUCUUGUAUAUUACGAGACUGUUUAUGUAUAGAACGUAAAAUAAAAUUCUAAUUCGAAUGUGA